UAUUAGGGUUUUGGGUUCUUCGUGUGAGACGGCGUACCCCGAGCUUUUGGCCUCUCCCUUCAAUGGCUUCCACCGAUGCUCAGUUGGCGCCGCCGGCAUCCCGUGUCAGCCGUGAGGCAGCAGGCCGCGCGGUGGAUGCUCUUCUCAAGUGGAUGCGUGGGCAGGCUAAGCAACGCAAAGCUCAGCUCCUGGAGCACGACGAUCUCCUCUACCUCGUGCUUACCCUAAAGAAGAUCCCUCCCAAAGGCCGCAUCAACGCCUACCGGAUCCCUCUCCCCCACCACCUCUACGACCUCUCUUCCACCUCCGCCUGCCUCAUCGUCGAUGACCGCCCCAAGUCCCCUCUCUCCGCCGCCGCUGCCCUUGAUGUCGUCCGCUCCCUCGCCCUCCCCGUCUCUGAGGUCAUCCCACUUUCCAAGCUUCGCUCCGAUUACCACCCGUUUGAGGCCCGCCGCCGCCUUUGCGACUCUUAUGACUUGUUCUUCGCUGAUCGCCGUGUCAUUCCAUUGCUUCCCAGGCUCAUUGGCAAGCACUUCUUCAAAAAGAAGAAGAUCCCGCUGCCUCUUGAACUGUCCCGCAAGUCUUGGCCGGAGCAGCUCCGGCAGUGCCUUGGUUCGACCCUGCUGUAUCUCCGGUCGGGAACUUGCAGCGGGCUAAAGGUCGGUAGGGUUUCACAGGACCGGGAUCAAAUCGUUGACAAUGUGCUCGCCGCCAUCGAUGGUGCUGUGCAGCUCGUGCCAAAGAAGUGGUCCAAUGUUAGGUCUCUACACCUCAAGUCAGUGGAGUCCGUAGCCUUGCCAAUCUAUCAAACAUUGCCCGAAUUGGGUUUGAAGAUUGAGCCUUUGCAGAAGGAGGAGGAGAGGAAACAAGAGCAAAAGGAGGAUGAUGCUGCUGAUGAAGUUGUAUUACAGACCCCCAAGCUAUCACAGAGUUCUAAGAAGAAAACUAAGAGGAGGGGAAGGAUCCACGAAGGACUUUACCCUGAUAGUCAUGGGAUGCUUGAACAAGGGGAUGACAAGAAGGUCGGUCUGGACGAUGACAUUGCUGUUGAAGGUUCGGAAAGGUUGAUAAAGAAGAAGAGGAAGAAGGAAUUGAAGGUUGGAAAAGAAAAAACUGACAAGAAAGAUGGUUUACCAUUGAUGAUGGAUGGAGACUUUGCUGCUGAGGAUGAAUUGAAGGAUAACAGUAAAGUGAAGAGCUUGAAUGGCAAAAAGGUGAAGAAAGUUAAAAAGAGUAAGGUGAGAACUUAAACAGAUUGAUUUAAAAAUGCCUGCUUGUUUUUUUGUUUGUGGCUUGAGCUUUAUUUAUUAUCAGAAGGGAUUUAUUGUAUUCCUUUUCUAGUAUUCGCCUUCUGAUCUGUCAUCCAUGUUUUGACUUCUUUUUGGUAUGAUAAGGAGAUAUAAUCUAUGUUGGUCUCUUCAUCUUGUUCACUUCACUUGUUGUUUUGCAAGAUUGAAGCAGAAAGCUAGGCAUGUUCUUUUGAAUUUUUAUUCAGUUAUGAUGAGGAAAUUAAUCAAAGGCAUGUUCUUGA
Messenger RNA from Dioscorea cayenensis subsp. rotundata (Guinea yam), 1531 nucleotides. RefSeq names its product ribosomal L1 domain-containing protein 1-like. Gene Ontology annotation, cellular component: 90S preribosome. The record is from RefSeq and is a predicted model, not a curated record. NCBI's taxonomy places the organism in Eukaryota, Viridiplantae, Streptophyta, Magnoliopsida, Dioscoreales, Dioscoreaceae.